AUGGGUGCUGGCCGAAAGACCACGACUUAUCAGUAUGACACGGCAAACCAAAGGGGAGGGGGAGAAUCGUCGCGCCAGCGCGUGCAGUUCCGCCUGUUGCCGCGGGAGCAGCUGGGGGGUUGCGUGUUCGGAUGCACCAAGGAGACAUUUUCGGAAUGUGUCACAAAAGAGCUAUUUGGCCUGCCCUACAACCACAUGGAGUACGUUCAGAACAUCGCUCCCGGCAUGCCUCUCUUUCUCUUCAACUACUCGGACCGCCGCUUACACGGGAUCUUUGAGGCAGUGAGCCACGGAGAUUUGGAGAUCGACCCGCAUGGCUGGACGGGCAAGAAUGGCGGCCAGACCAGAUUCCCCGCCCAGGUGAAGGUUCGUCUGCGCCACAGUGGGUAUAGUGAUGGUGGCGAUACUGGUGGUGAUGAUAGUGGUGGUGGUGAUAGUAACGGUGGUAGUGAUGGGGGUAGUGCUGGUGCUGCUACCAGUGAGAGUGCUGGUUAUGCUGGUAGCUACCCUCCUCCCCCUCAGCAGCAGCAGCAGCAAGAGCAACAACAGCAGCAGCAGCAAGAGCAGCAGCAGCAGGAAUGGUGGGCACAGGCAACAAUGCAAGCACAGAUGCAUCCGUACCACCAACAGGAGCAGUGCCAGCAGCAGCAACAGCAGCAGGAGCAGCAGCAGCAGCAGCAGCAGCAGCAGCAGCAGCAGCAACAACAGAAGCAGCAGCAGGAGCAGGAGCAGCAACAGCAGAAGCAGCAGCAGGGGCAGCAGCAGCAGCAACAAGCUCAGCAGAAGCAGCAGGAGCAAGAGCAGCAGAUGCAACAACAGCAGGAGGCAGCAGCAACAGCAGCAGGAUCAGCCGAUGCCAACGCCAUGGCUGGUUUAGCAGCAACAGUGCAGCAGAGCCUUGCAAUGGUAACCAGUGCCAUGCAGCAGUGGGCUCAGGAGCGGGCUCAGCUGCGAGCGUCACUAGAGCAGACGCAGGCUGAUCUGGUGCAGGUGAAAGCUGCACGAGAGGAGGAUCGGGCGGAGAUUGGGAGGUUGAAGGGAGAGGUGGUGGGGAUGCAGGCGGAUCGUGUGGCGUUGAGACAGCUCCAGGCAGAGUUUGGCCGGCUGCAGGCAAAACAGGAUAACAAGGUCAAGGAGGAGCUCCAGAAGAUCGCAUCUGAAGCGUCCAAGAAACUCCAGAAGAUUACUGAAGACGCUUCGCACGUUUUAGAAGACGCUGCCCAUGCCAUUGAAGACAAGGUUAAGCUUCCAACCCCCGAUGAGCUGCAAGAGCUUCAGGUGCAAACCCAGCAAGCAGCAUCAGAGGUGAAGCAUAAGGCCGAGAUUCUGGCGGAGCAACUUAAAGUCCAAGCUGAGAGGGCAAAGGUGCAGAUUAAGGAGCAGGCGGAGAAAGCGUCGCAUCAGAUAGAAGAAGCGCUGCAUCACGUGGAGGAGAAUAAGGAGCAGAUUGUUGCAGUUGCUAAAGACGCUCCGGAACCCAUCAGGGAGAUUGUGGAGACAGCCGUGUCAUCACAUUCUAAGGACGCUAUCAGGAGAGGAGCUGUGAUUCAUGACUUCUGUCUGGGAAUCCCAUAUGGUGCCCUGCUGGUGGUCGGAGGGGUGACCUGGUUCACUCUGGCAGGGAGCGUCAACGCCCUUCGAUUUGGCAUGAUCAUUGGGGGUAUUAUUCUCGCGUGUAGCAUCUCCAGCCUCCAUGCCUGGCAGAAUCACCGUCCGUCCGCACUGUACAUUGCUAUUCAAGGAGUGCUGUCAAGCUUUGUGUUCAUCAAUGAAGCAACUCGCUUCGCUGUGACCAAGGCACUCUUCCCAACUGGCUUGGCUGCACUUGCAAGCUUGUUCAUGGUGGCCUUCUAUACAUACAUUUUCAUGUCUGGAGGAAACCGUCCGAAGGCACAAACAUCUAGCCUUGCAUAG
Molecule: messenger RNA, 1914 nt
Organism: Closterium sp. Naga37s-1
Lineage: Eukaryota; Viridiplantae; Streptophyta; Zygnematophyceae; Desmidiales; Closteriaceae
Source: the annotation of a GenBank genome assembly